Messenger RNA from Eimeria acervulina, 513 nucleotides. RefSeq names its product profilin family protein, putative. Gene Ontology annotation, molecular function: actin binding. The transcript has 3 exons. The coding region runs from base 1 to 513 and encodes 170 amino acids. Gene Ontology annotation, biological process: actin cytoskeleton organization. Lineage: Eukaryota; Apicomplexa; Conoidasida; Eucoccidiorida; Eimeriidae. The record is from RefSeq and is a predicted model, not a curated record.
AUGGGUGAAGAGGCUGAUACUCAGGCGUGGGAUACCUCAGUGAAGGAAUGGCUCGUGGAUACGGGGAAGGUAUACGCCGGCGGCAUUGCUAGCAUUGCAGAUGGGUGCCGCCUGUUUGGCGCUGCAAUAGACAAUGGGGAGGAUGCGUGGAGUCAGUUGGUGAAGACAGGAUAUCAGAUUGAAGUGCUUCAAGAGGACGGCUCUUCAACUCAAGAGGACUGCGAUGAAGCGGAAACCCUGCGGCAAGCAAUUGUUGACGGCCGUGCCCCAAACGGUGUUUAUAUUGGAGGAGUUAAAUAUAAACUCGCAGAAGUUAAACGUGAUUUCACCUAUAACGACCAGAACUACGACGUGGCGAUUUUGGGGAAGAACAAGGGUGGCGGUUUCCUGAUUAAGACUCCGAACGACAAUGUGGUGAUUGCUCUUUAUGACGAGGAGAAGGAGCAGAACAAAGCAGAUGCGCUGACAACGGCACUUGCCUUCGCUGAGUACCUGUACCAGGGCGGCUUCUAA